AUGUCGUACCGUCAUUUAUUACGACAAACACAACCCGAUUCCAUCGAUACUGGUAAUGCAAAUACGACCAAGAGGGCACCUUCAAACGCAUCGACAGCAUCAAGUGGUUAUUCCAAUUCUUCUGGUAUCUAUGAAUUAAGUCGCACAAGUACGCUAUCAUCAACGGCAUCGAGUGGAUACGGGAGCCACAGGAGAGGAUUGAGUGAAGCUACCGGAAUGUAUAGUUCUUCGGAAAAUCGUAUUGGGAAGGGGAGUAUCGAAUCGAGUCCAGAUAGCGCAUACAAAAACGUCAGAAAAUCUUUGCGACCACUUCCCCAACCUCCAGGUCCAACUUCACCUGAACGAGAUAAGACGCCAGUCCAACAUAAUCGCGGUAAAAGUAUCGAUGUGAUGAAGAAUACCUUUCAACCACAUUCCAGAACACAAAGUGUAGACGUGCAGAAGGGUCCCAUUCAACAACACAAUCGCGGGAAGAGUAUCGAUGUAUCCAAAUUGUCGAUGUUUGAGUCUCCAAUCCACUCGCAAAUGAGCACAGCAACAAGUCCGACGCGCCGUCCACCGACGAUUCGACCCAAUUCUAUGUUAUUGAGUCGUUCCGAUUCGAUCAGUGUUGGAGGAGGAGCUCUUUCAAAACAUGGGCCGUUACAUUUACACACACCCCUCACAAGACCUGAGCUCCAAAGCUUUGAACGAUCGACGACGAGUCAACUACGAAACCUUUCGAAAUUUGCGCAAUCUGCAACUCCUGACGAUUUUACCAUUACAUCACCAGAACAAGAGGUAGUUGGACUACAUGGACGACGUAGACUGCAGCGUAGCGCUAUUUCGAAAGGCAAGACUGGCACAUUGCAUAAAACUACGGGAGGCUAUGGCUGGGAGGGACGAAAUUGGAUGGACAAGCAACGACAAUUUUUACAAGCUUAUGAAUAUCUUUGUCAUAUUGGAGAAGCUAAGGAAUGGAUUGAGGAUAUAUUGAAACGAGAAAUUCCACCAACUGUGCAACUCGAACAAACCUUGAGGGACGGCGUUACAUUGGCAGAGGUAGUGGAGGCACUAUAUCCAGAGCGGCGCAUACGAAUAUUCAGGAAUCCAAAAUUACAAGCUCGACAUUGGGACAACGUUGCUCAGUUCUUUCGAUUUCUUGACGAAGUUCAACUACCAGAGCUUUUUCGAUUCGAGCUCAUCGAUCUGUACGAAAAGAAGAACAUCCCCAAGGUCAUAUAUUGUAUACACGCUUUAAGUUGGCUACUAUUUAGAAAAGGCAUCGUGGACUUCAGAAUCGGAAAUCUUGUUGGACAACUGGAAUUCGAAGACCAUGAGUUGGAAGAAAUGCAAAAAGGAUUGGACAAGGCGGGGGUUAGCAUGCCAAGUUUUGGAAAUAUGGGAGCAGACUUUGGAGUCCCUGAGCCAGAGCCAGAGCCUGAACCAGUAGAAACUGAGGAUGAGCGAACCGAUCGAGAGCUUGGCGAAACCGAGGCAACGAUAGUGGAAUUACAGGCACAAUUGCGUGGAGCCUGUAUGCGAAUGCACCUUGGGAAAACAAUGCAGGGGCUUUGGGAUACCGAAGACUGGCUCAUCGAGCUUCAAUCGAUGAUUCGUGGAGAUUUUACACGGCAGAUCGUGGAGUAUCGUUUGAAUAUGAAAAGAUUUGCAGUAAAUUUACAAAGCCAUGCACGGGGAUUUUUGGUGCGACGAAGCCAAUCGAGUCAGGAGAAAUUCUGGAAAAGCCGUGAAGGAGAUGUGCAGAAGAUUCAAAGUCUAUUCAGGGCGAAGAAAGCCGGGCAAGAAGUCCGAGAUGAGGUAUGCAUGAUGCGGUCCGCCUUGCAGCAGUCAGAAUUUGUUGUCAAAGAUUUCCAGUCCAGCAUUCGUGGCUUUCUUGCUCGAAAUAAGGUAGUGGCUCAACAGAAGGAAACCAAGUCUGUGGCCGUAUCAACCCCGGUAUUGAACCUGCAAGCUGCAGUGAGGGGUAUGCUUGUGAGGAAGAAGAUGAUGGUCCAAGAGAAAAAAAUAGCGUCCCUCGCCGUAUCAGCCCCAGUGUCAAAUCUACAAGCUGCGGUGAGGGGUAUGCUUAUGAGAAAGAAGAUGAUGGACCAAGAAGAAGAGAUGACUUCCAUUGCUGUAGCUGCCCCAGUGUCAACUCUGCAAGCUGCAGUGAGAGGUAUGCUCGUGAGAAAGAAGAUGAUGGAUCAAGAAGAUGAGAUGACAUCCGUCACUGCAGACGCCCCAGUGUCAAAUCUACAAGCUGCGGUGAGGGGUAUGCUUGUGAGGAAGAAGAUGGUAGCUCAAGAAAAAGAAACAUCAUCCAUAGCUGUGUCAACUCCAGUGUUAAUUUUGCAGGCUGCAAUGAGAGGAAUGCUUCUCAGACAGAAUGUUGCAGACGACCAAGAAGGCCUUGAUCGUGAACUGCCUUCGAUUAUUACGGUUCAAGGUUUUGCGAGGGCCCUGCUGACAAGAACCCAGAUUUCUCAACAACAGGAAGCAUUGCAUGCAUGCUCACCAAUUUGGGAACACCUACAAGCGAUUACGAGGGCGGGCACACUCAGAAAUGAGUUAUCCGAAACACAUCAAGCAUUGAAAAGCCACUCUGAAAGCAUAUCGAAUCUUCAAGCCUUCGUUCGUGCUGGAGCGAUUCGCCGCGAUGUCACUGAGACUUUGUCUGGCUUGGAGGAAGACGAAUCAUCGAUACUAGAGCUUCAAAGUCUAAUUCGUGCUGGAGCGAUUCGCCGCGAUGUCACUGAGACUUUGUCUGGCUUGGAGGAAGACGAAUCAUCGAUACUAGAGCUUCAAAGUCUAAUUCGUGCUGGAGCGAUUCGCCGCGAUGUCACUGAGACUUUGUCUGGCUUGGAGGAAGACGAAUCAUCGAUACUAGAACUUCAAAGCCUAAUUCGUGCCAUGCUUCUUCGACGUUCGGUUGAGGAUGAUUAUGAAGCUCUUGUUGCAGAAGUCUCGGCAAUCACAGAUCUUCAAUCUAUGGUACGAGCUGGUAUUUUAAGACAGAAGACGGAAAUGACCUUGGACGAUCUUCAGGCGAACGAAGAAGAAAUAAUACAAUUACAAGCCUUAUCCCGGGCUGUGUUACUUCGUAACGAUAUCGAGGGAGUGCUGGGAGAAUUAGAGUCCGAAGAGUACGCCAUUGCUGCGAUGCAAUCAGCAGCCAAAGCUACUUUGGUCCGAGCCGCUUUCGUUGAGAAACAGCGCUUCUUCAAGGAGAACAUGGAAAAGGUUGUCAAAAUACAGAGCUUCAUCCGUGGUCGCCUACAAGGCGAGGCUUACAAGAGUUUGACGACUGGCAAGAACCCUCCAGUCAACACCGUCAAGAACUUCGUCCACCUACUCAAUGAUAGUGAUUUCGACUUCAACGAAGAAAUUGAAUUCGAGCGAAUGCGAAAGACUGUCGUACAGCAAGUUCGACAAAACGAGAUGGCAGAGCAGUACAUUGAUCAGCUGGAUAUCAAGAUUGCCCUUCUGGUCAAGAACAAGAUUACACUGGAUGAAGUUGUCAAGCAUCAGCGAAAUUUUGGCGGACACUCUGGAAAUGUUCUCGUCAAUAACUCCUUAGCGUCAGGGAAUCAAUUCGAUUUGAAAGCGCUCAACAAAAAUUCGAGGAAGAAGCUCGAGUUGUACCAACAACUCUUUUUCAACUUGCAAACCCAACCUCAAUACCUUGCCAGGCUUUUCCAACGAAUCCGAGAACAAGGCACUGCCGAGAAAGACUGUAAACGAAUUGAGACCUUGAUGAUGGGUUUGUUCGGAUACGCACAAAAGCGCCGUGAAGAGUAUUAUCUGCUCAAGUUGAUUGCUCGUUCUGCUAGAGAAGAAAUCGAACACUUCACCUCCGUUCAAGACUUCCUCCGUGGCAAUUUCUUUUGGACAAAACUUCUAGCCAACUAUACUCGUUCGCCUCGUGAUAGGAAGUUCCUUCGCGAUUUGCUAGGCCCUCUUAUCAUGGAAAACAUUAUUGAUGAUCCUGCACUCGACCUCGAAAGUGAUCCAAUGCAAAUCUAUCGCUCGGUUAUCAACAACGAAGAGCUCCGCACUGGUAGGCCAAGUCAAAGAGCAUUGGAGAUUCCUCGAGAUCAGGCAAUCAAAGAUCCAGAAACUCGGGAUAUGUUCAUCGAUCAUUUGCGAGAUUUGAGAGAAAUCUCCGAUCUUAUCAUGCUUGCCCUAGAGAACCUCCUACAUAGAAUGCCUUACGGUGUUCGCUUCAUUUGUCUUCAAAUCUUUGAGGGCCUUUGUCAACAAUUUCCUCGAGAACCUCAACGAAAUCUCUUACAGCUUGUUGGUAAUUGGCUCUUCAAAUUUUACCUAUAUCCGGCAUUGACCACUCCUGAGUCUAUGGGGGUAGUGGAAAGACAGCUCACCCCGCUGCAAAAGCGUAAUCUGGGCGAAGUUGCCAAAGUCCUGGGCCAAAUAUCGUCUGGAAGGUUGUUUGGUGGCGAAAACAUGUUCUUGCAGCCCUUGAAUGCCUACGUCACUGAUGCCAUAACACGAAUCACCGAUAUCUUCUCUAACAUAAUUUCAGUCGCAGAUGCAGAAAGCACCUUCGAUAUUGAUGAGUUCAAUGAUCUUUAUGCACGUACGAAACCUACUCUAUACAUUAAGAUGGCCGAUAUUUUCGCAAUUCACAACCUGAUAUGUGACGAUCUGCCACAAAUUUGUCCAAACCGCGAUGAUGUACUUCGAGAAAUUAUCCAAGAGCUUGGUAGCGCUAAAAACAAUGAGUCCGAAAUGCUGGGUGUCUCCUCUACCGAGAUCCAGAUGACUUUGAACCCCAAACUUCACGACAUGGACGACCCAGAGGCUGAAGUAAAAGCACUUUUCAUGGAGACUAAGCGCUGCAUUCUGUACAUCAUUCGAGUUCAAUCUGGCCCAAACCUCAUGGAAAUUCUCGUACGACCAAUAUCACCGGAAGACGAUCAAAAAUGGCACGAUUUACUCCGGGAGGAAUUUUCUGCAGACAGCAAGAGUCGCGGGGCAUACUCUGAUGUUAAUACUUUGACGGAUAUUAAAUCGAUGUCUUACUGGGAAUUGAAGCGAACUGCUCUGGAGAACAUUAUGAGGCUCGAACAACUUGGUAGAAUUUCAAGACAAAACUUCUACCAGGACAUUCUCAAUGCCAUCGCCGUUGAUAUUCGCACCAAGAGCAGACGUCGUGUUCAGCGACAGAGAGAAUUGGAAGGCGUCAAGAUGACAUUAGGGAAUUUGGGCGAGAAGGCAGAUUGGCUUGAGUCUCAGAGAAAGAGUUACGAUGACUACAUCGAACAAGCUAUGAUGACUCUGCAAAAAAAAGGGAAGAAACGUUUCCUUAUGCCUUUUUCCAAACAAUAUAACCACGAAAAGGAACUCGAGCGCAGUGGUCGCACAUACAAAUUCGGCUCUUUCAAAUACUCGGCUAGAACUCUGUCAGACAAAGGCGUACUGGUCGCUUGGAAAGGAUACCCUGAACGCGAAUGGGAAAAGAUCAAUCUUACCAUUUCCUGUGAUCAAGUCGGUGUCUUUUCCAUUGAGGGUAGCAAAGGCAGCAUUGUCAUUACUGGUGCUAUGGCUCAAGUUCCCAUGGACUCGCUACUGGCCGCACAAUUCGCAAAUCAUCAGUAUAUGGAUAUGUUUGAGGGUGCGAUGAGGUUGAAUGUUAACCUGUUCCUGCAUUUGUUGUACAGAAAGUUCUAUAGAACUGAGUGA
Molecule: messenger RNA, 5682 nt
Organism: Sclerotinia borealis F-4128
Lineage: Eukaryota; Fungi; Ascomycota; Leotiomycetes; Helotiales; Sclerotiniaceae
Source: the annotation of a GenBank genome assembly